AUGGGCGGCACACAGAUCCCCAUUCCCAACCCUCCUCCUCUACCAUCCCAUCUCCCCGACAAUGUCCUCGACCUCGCUGUCCAGGUUGAGCGCAAGAAGCUGCCAGAUGAUGUUCGAGAAUCGCUGCGCGCAUUCCAGCGUGCAGGAUGCUACAUUGCCGCUUCCAUGAUCUUCCUGCGCGACAACGUUCUUCUCAAACAUGACCUUCAAGUUUCCCACAUCAAGCCCCGACUCCUCGGCCAUUGGGGAACAUGCCCUGGGCUGAUCCUGGUCUGGUCGCAUCUCAACGUUCUGAUCCGCAACCACAACCUCGAUAUGAUCUACGUUAUCGGUCCCGGCCACGGUGCCCCUGCCGCCCUCGCCUCUCUAUGGCUUGAAGGCUCCCUAGAGCGCUUUUACCCCGGCGAGUACGACCGCAACGCUACAGGCUUGCGCAACCUCAUCACCCGUUUCUCUGUCCCGGGAGGCUUUCCCAGUCACAUCAACGCCGAGACUCCCGGUUCAAUCCAUGAGGGUGGUGAGCUUGGCUAUGCCCUUGCUGUCUCGUUCGGCGCUGUCAUGGAUAACCCCGAUCUGAUCGUCACUUGCGUAGUGGGCGACGGUGAAGCAGAGACUGGUCCAACAGCCACGGCUUGGCAUGCUAUUAAGUACAUCGACCCCAAGGAAUCAGGUGCCGUUAUUCCCAUUCUCCAUGUCAACGGCUUCAAGAUCAGUGAGCGUACCAUCUUUGGGUGCAUGGAUGACAAGGAGAUUGCUUGCUUGUUCAGUGGCUACGGAUACCAAGUGCGCAUUGUGGAGGACCUCGAGAACAUUGAUGACGACUUGCAGAGCUCGCUGGAAUGGGCCGUGUCCGAGAUCAAGAAGAUCCAGAAGGCCGCUAGGGAGGACAACAAGCCGAUUGUGAAGCCAAGAUGGCCCAUGAUCGUCCUCAGAACUCCCAAGGGCUGGACUGGUCCCGAGGAGGUAGAGGGUCAGAUCAUUGAAGGAUCCUUCCACUCACACCAGGUCCCUCUGCCCAAGGCCAGUAGUGACGAGAAGCAGCUCCAGGCUCUUGACGGAUGGCUUUCCAGCUACAAGAUCAACGAGCUGCUCGAUGAUGAGGGCAAGCCUACUGAGGCCAUCACUCGCGUCCUUCCCGAGGCCGAGAAGAGGCUCGGACAGCUCAAGACCACCUACGAUCCACACAUUCCCCUGAAGGCGAUUGACUGGAAGCAGUUCGGCGUCGAGAAGGGUAUCGAUGAGAGUUGUAUGAAGACGGCCGGCAAGUUCCUCGACAAGCUAUUCCAAGAGAACCCCAAGACUCUCCGGCUCUUCUCCCCUGACGAACUCGAGUCCAACAAGCUCAAUGCCAUCCUUGACCACACGCAGCGCGACUUCCAGUGGGACGAGUACUCAAGGGCAAACGGGGGCCGCGUCAUCGAGGUCCUCUCCGAGCACAACUGCCAGGGCUUCAUGCAAGGGUACACUCUCACCGGCCGCACCGCCCUCUUUCCCUCAUACGAAUCCUUCUUGGGCAUCGUCCACACCAUGAUGGUGCAAUACUCCAAGUUCGUCAAGAUCGCUCGCGAAGUCCCCUGGCGCGGCGACCUAGCCUCCAUCAACUACAUCGAGACCUCCACUUGGGCUCGCCAGGAACACAACGGCUUCUCUCACCAGAACCCCUCCUUCAUCGGCGCCGUCCUCAACCUCAAAGCCGAAACCGCCCGCGUCUACCUCCCGCCCGACGCCAACUGCUUCCUCAGCACCGUGCACCACGUCAUGAAAAGCAAGAACAAGACCAACCUCAUCAUCGGCUCCAAGCAGCCCACGGCCGUCUACCUCUCCGCCGACGAAGCAGCCGAGCAUUGUCGCCAGGGUGCCUCCAUCUGGCACUUUGCCUCCACCCCUGACCCCAACUUCGCGGGACAAUCCGUACAGGACCCAGACGUGGUCCUAGUUGGUAUUGGCGUUGAAGUAACCUUCGAAGUGAUCAAAGCCGCCGAGCUCCUGCGCUCCAUCGCACCCGCCCUCAAGGUCCGCGUCAUCAACGUCACAGAUCUGAUGAUUCUCAUUGAAGAGUCCAAGCACCCACACUCUCUGUCCAAGCCCAAGUUCAUCGAGAUGUUCACCACCGACAGACCGGUGUUGUUCAACUACCACGGUUACCCGACCGAGUUGCAGGGUUUGCUUUUCGGACGAGAAAAAGCGGAGCGCAUGGAUGUCGAGGGAUACCAAGAGGAGGGAAGCACGACCACGCCGUUUGAUAUGAUGCUAAGGAACAGGGUCAGUCGGUUUGAUGUGGCGAAGUGGGCGUUGAAGAGGGGUGCCGAAAAGAACGGGGAGAUGAAGAAGGACUUGGAGGGGUUGCUUGGUGAGGUUGAUAAGAGAGUGAAGGGGGUUAGGGAGUUUAUUGGGAAUGAGGGGAAGGAUCCCGAUGAUAUCUACCAUAUGCCCAAGUUCGAGUAG
Messenger RNA from Sordaria macrospora k-hell, 2445 nucleotides. RefSeq lists its product as uncharacterized. Lineage: Eukaryota; Fungi; Ascomycota; Sordariomycetes; Sordariales; Sordariaceae. Gene Ontology annotation, molecular function: aldehyde-lyase activity. The record is from RefSeq and is a predicted model, not a curated record. Gene Ontology annotation, biological process: carbohydrate metabolic process.